Messenger RNA from Volvox carteri f. nagariensis, 4089 nucleotides. Its product is annotated as subunit of VPS-C complex. Lineage: Eukaryota; Viridiplantae; Chlorophyta; Chlorophyceae; Chlamydomonadales; Volvocaceae. Gene Ontology annotation, cellular component: membrane; cytoplasm. Gene Ontology annotation, biological process: endosomal vesicle fusion; autophagy; vesicle-mediated transport. The record is from RefSeq and is a predicted model, not a curated record. The transcript has 13 exons. The coding region runs from base 1 to 4089 and encodes 1362 amino acids.
AUGGACCCCAAAGCCACCAAGUCUUACGAAGCUUUCCGGGUGCUGCCCAUCAUCGAAACCCUGCCUGGAAACCAAAGAGUCGAGUCUCUUUGCUGCUGGAAUGGAUACUUGCUUGUCGGGCUGCAUGAUGGCACCAUUGUGCAGUUCCUGAGCCAGCAGGGUGACGGGCUCUGGCAGGAUGGCGUCAACCUGCUAACGCUGCCCGACAUGAAACUCAAGUUCCAGCCCAUGGGUUCACGAGGGGCGUCCCUGUUUGCCUGGAGCGAGGAAGGCCAAACCCUGGCCGUUGCCGUCCGGCGAAAGGUUAUUCUCUACCACCUGCACGGAAGCGACCUGCUGGAUGCGGGGGAGCGCAGUGCGCCCGACCUGGUGUCGGCUAUGGUAUGGGUAGCCGCGGGCAUGUUGCUGCUGGGCAUGCGGCGACAAUAUGUGCUGCUCAAUACGGCCACGGGUGCCGUGACCGAUGUGGGCCCUACGGGCUGUGCGCCCCACCCGCUGGCAGUCUUAUGCCCCGGCGGCCAGGAAAUGCUUCUCGCACGCGACAAUAGCACAUAUUACCACAGCCCCGUGGACGGCCGCUACAGCCGCCGGCGCCACCUGCUGUGGUCGGAGCCAUUGCUGGCGCUGGUGGCAGCGGGCCAGCACGCGGUUGCCAUGACAGCAAGGGGAUUGGAGAGGAUGGCAUUGCCGGAGCCGCAGCGGCCCGCGGCGCCGGCCGUAUCGGAAGACGGGUCGGUGUUCGUGGUGGCGACUGCACCGCAGCUACCGACAACGGCGGCAGCAGGGCCGGGGGCGACGCCGGCGACGUCGGUUGCACAGGCAACAGCUGCAGCAACGGCCGCCAGCGGCACCGGCAGCACCAUUUACCGGCUAGCACCGGUACCGCUUGAGGAGCAGGCGCACACGCUGGCUGAGAUGGGCGAGUACGGCGAAGCGCUGGCCCUCGCGGCGCUGAUAGAUGUCGACGAGGGGACAACGGCAGGCGGCAUCGCUGCGCGGGAAUCAGGCGGCGGAGCUGGACCCGCAGCCGCCGGGGACCCGGAGCCGCGCGCCGCAGCCGCCGCCACCAGCAGCGAUGGCGGUGGGGUCGCGGACCUGGAUUUCCGUCCGAAUUCGCGCCCGGGUUCGAGUCGUCGUGAGCUUCUGGAGGAGCGGCUGCGGCUGGCGUAUGGACAUUACCUGUUCCGGGAGGGCGAGUACGAUGGGGGCAUGGCGCAGCUGGCACUGUGCAAGUCGACCACGGCGUUGGUGCUGCUGCGCCUGUUUCCGUCCCUUGUGCCGCCCAAGUUCAAGCACCAUCUGCCCACGCACGCAGCGGGCCAGCCGCUGCCGGCGUUUUCGGAACCGAUUGGAGAGGCGUAUGUUACGGCGGUAUCGCAGCUGCUGCCGUACAUCCUGAGCCACCGCACCCGCGCAAUCAAUGCACUGGCGGAGACGAAGGCCCAGGGGCCCGCGACCACGGCGGCGGCGGCCACGGCGCAGCAGCGAGAGGACGAGAGGGAGAACAAGGUGAAAGAGCGCCGGCCGGCUGCUGCUGCAAACGGAAAACCCGCGGUGAAUGGGGUUUCGUGCGCUACGACACAAGGUAUGGUGGAAGCAGUGGAGAGGUCUUCGGCACCUGCUUCGGCGUCCUCUCCCACUGGCGGGGAAGGCCAGGGCGGCACUGGCGAGUUGCUGGUCAUUUUGGACACCGCAAUCGUGCGCAUCAUGGUUGCGAUGCCGGACAGCGGAUCUCUGCUGCGCUUCGUGCAACUGCCCAACUACGUGGACCUCCAGGAAGGCGAGGUGGCGCUGGAGGAGAGCGGCAUGUAUGCCGAGCUGGCCGCCCUCUACAAGUGCAACGGCUGUCACGAGAAGGGCCUGGAGCUGCUACGCAAGCUCAGCCAGGACCCGGGGGCCCUGCCGAACCCGGCACGGGGAGCUGCUGCGGACCUGCCGGGACUGCCCGGCGUGUGGGCGGCGGUGCGCUACAUGGUCUCCCUCUCCGCCGCCGACGCCGACGCCAUCCAGCGCCACGCCGGAUGGAUCCUGGCCGCCGACGCGGAGGCAGGCCUGUCGGCGCUGCUGCACAUGCGGCCGCCGCUGCACCCCUCCCUGGCGUUGUCCAUCCUCAACCAGCACAGCGCCCACUACUGUGGACUGUACUUGGAGACAGCGCUGCAAAUUGGUGUGGCGCUGCCUCAGGACUAUCACAAUGAGCUGCUGCUCAUUUACCUGAGGGACAUACUCGCCAAGGAGCCGCUCUCGCCGAGCCGCGCCAACAACCACAGAGGUGACGAGCUCAAGGAGCUGCUGCUGGCGCACCGCCCCGACCCCGACCAGCCCCCCGUGCUGUUCCCGGAGGACCUGGCGCACGCAUUACUCAAGCCGCGCGCGUCGGCGGCGGCGGCGCGGCGCUUCGCCAGCGCGCCGGCGUCCUCCGUCGGGACACCCGCCGCCGGCAUAUCGCGUGUGGGCUCCCGGUCCAGCGUACAGAGCUUCGGGGACAGUGCAGGGCCGGCGAAGAGGGCGGGGCAUGCGUCGACGGCGGAGAUGGAGGCGACGGAAGGGUCAUCAAGCAGCGAGAGUGAGGAGGAACGGGGAGUGAAGGAGGCGGGCCCUGAGGCGGAAGUGCAACGGCCGGCAAGGCCGGUGACGGCGAACGGCAACGGUGUGGUGGCUGUACGGCCGCCACUGCCGCAUGCACGGGCGUCGCCGCUGCCGAGCGGUGACGGCAGCGGCGGCGGCAGCAGUGGCGGCGCUGCCACGGAACAGACUGCGUCUGGGGAGCUUCCGGCCAAGGCAUCGGUGCCGCGCCAGCGCGGCCGUAGCGCAAAGGCGGCAGCCACGGGUGGUGAUCGACCGAAGCGGCCGCGGCGGCCUAGGCGCUCCAGCACCGGCGCGCUGGACACUCUUGCCGGCGGUAAGCCGCCCGCACCCCAAGGGGCUUCCGCAGCAGCUGGCUCCACGUCUCCGUCCGGUGGAGGCCAUGGUGAGGCCGCAGGAGCCGCGGCCGCUGCCGCCGCCGCUGCUGCCGCAGCAGCAGCGGGACCGUCCCUGUACCAACGGCUCCGAGACCUAGUUUACACGUCGCCGUAUAUCGACCCGGGAUAUGUGCUUGACAAGCUGCCGCUGGGGGAGCUUCUAGAGAUCCGUGCGCUCAUGUUGGAGAGGCUGGGCAACCACCGGGAGGCGUUACGGCUGUACGUCCAUGCGUUGAAGGACCUGGGGGCGGCGGAGGCGUACUGCGACCGCGUGUACGCCAGCUCCGCUGGCGGAGGCGGCGGUCGUGGCACUUUGUCCGUGGCGGCUGCACCGCUGUUCCGCGGCCCCAAUCGCGGCCUUGCUGGGCUGGACGCCGGUGUCCUAGGUGAUCCCGCGCAACCAGGGGACAUAUAUCUGGAGUUAGUGCGGGCGCUGUACGACGGCCCGGAGAGCUGUCCCUCUGCGCGGGCAUUGGCGGCAGCGGCGCCAGGCGGUUCGUCGUCGUCGGCGGCGGCGGCGGCGGGGACCUGGCUGGUAUCCUUGCCGUCGAUGUCGCGGGGGGCAGCGGAGGGCAGCGGGGGCCCGCAGCUAGAGCCGGCGAUGUGGCAGGCGCUGUCGUGUUUGCUCAGCCGGAAACGUGACCGACUUGACCCCAUGCAGGUAUUGGGCAUGCUGCCUGACGGCGUCGCGGUGGCGGAUGUAUUGCCAUGGCUGGAAGGCGCGCUGCGCUUCAUGCUGGAGGCCCGACGCAACCUAGCCGUGAUUCGACAGCUGCGCCGCAGCGAGAACCUGACGGCGCUGGAUGAGGCAGUGCGCGUGAGGCAGCAGCGCGUGGUCGUCACCACGGAACGCGCGUGCUCCUUGUGCCAUAAGCGGCUGGGCGGCGCCGCAUUCGUGGCGUACCCAGGGGGCCUGUUGGCUCACUACUCUUGCCACAUGCGGCAUAUCGGGGGCACCGGGGCCGGAGGUGGCGGAGGCGGUGGCGGUGCGGAGCUGUCCGGCGGUAGUUUUAUGGCUGCUGUGGCCCCGGGGUUCCGCCAUUUGGUGGAGGGGCAUCCUGGUGCAGGGCGAGGAGGAGUGCGGGGCCCCAGUGCCGGCGGGGCGGAGCUGGCGGCGUGGGCGUAG